Pyrgilauda ruficollis (rufous-necked snowfinch) is the source of this 1926-nucleotide messenger RNA. RefSeq lists its product as uncharacterized. Gene Ontology annotation, cellular component: nucleus. Bases 1 to 1926 code for a protein of 641 amino acids. The transcript is spliced from 8 exons. Lineage: Eukaryota; Metazoa; Chordata; Aves; Passeriformes; Passeridae. The record is from RefSeq and is a predicted model, not a curated record.
AUGCCGCUGAUUGUUCUAGAAGUCAUGGAUCAGGACUUCCAGGAGCAUAGACAGAACAAAAACAUGGAGGAGACUGUUGCAUUCCUGGACAGUGACUCACAGCUGACAGCUGCCAUGGUUGACAGGAAGCAGGAGGGACCUGGUGCCAGGGAGCCAGCAUGCAUGCUGUGUCGCCGUGUGGAGGCUGACCCGGACAUCUGCGGUGACAAAAUGGAGAAGUGUGGGCUCUGUGCCCACGUCUUCUGCAUGGUGCGUGGCUCUGGGUGCUCUCUCCGCCAUUGCAAUGGGCAGCUCCUGCCACUCUCUCCUCAUCAGCUCCUCCCCUUUGCUGCAGUGUUUUGCCACUCUGCUUUUUCGCCAAGAGGAGGAUCGUGUUGGACUCAUGGGCUUUCUCCCUCGAGAUAUCCAAAUUGCAGUCUGGCGGGCGGCACAGAAGGUGAGAGCCUGACAAGAGCGGGGAGAUUUGUGCCAGGCGAGGUUUGCCAGAGCUUAGCCCAGACAGCACCAGAGCAAGGCUGGCCCAACAGCCGGCACAGCUGGCUCCCAGCAGCUCUGGCACAGAGGCUCUGGCACAGGAGCCUCCCUCCUCCACCAGGCGGCUCUGUGGGCUGGGACCCAGCAGGGGCCACAUCCUGCGCCCUGCCCGGAGCCGCGGGGCUGCCAGGGGAGGCCCCGAGGCUGCUGCUGAUGGGGCUGCUUGGCUCUUUCCAGCGCUGCUGCGUCUGUGGCCAGAGCGGGGCAACCAUCAUGUGCUGCACGGAGGACUGCGAGAGAUGGUUCCACCUGCCCUGUGCCAAGGAGGGCGGCUGUGUCAAUCACUACGUUACUCCAUACAGGUCCUUCUGCCCUGAGCACCGUCCAGAGCAGGAGGUGCGGGCGACUCCAGAGCCGGGCACCGAUUGCCCCAUCUGCCUGGAGCCUGUGGAGGAUAGAAAGACCUUCAAAACCAUGGUGUGCCCCAAGUGCAAAAGAGCCUGGUUCCACAGGGACUGCAUCCAGGGACAGGCCAUGCGUGCUGGUGCUUUAUUCUUCCAGUGCCCCCUAUGUAGAGAUAAUGAGGAAUUCACUGUUCAAAUGUUCCUCAUGGGGAUCAGAGUCCCUUUCAGACUGCCAACAUGGGAGGACAACGAUGCCUUUGCUUAUCUAGGAGAGAGGCACAGCAUGUGCAAUGCCCGGGAAUGCCUUUACCCUGGAGGCAGGGAGGAGGCAGAGCAAGAGGGGCCCUGGGAAUUGCUCCUGUGCUCCUCCUGUGCUGCCGAGGGCACCCACAGGCGCUGCUCUGGCCUGACAAACAAGACCGACAGAUGGGAGUGUGACAGCUGUGCUGGUCUCGGAACAUCCUCCAGGGAUGAGUCAGAGCUCAGUGGCCCCAGCCUGGCCAGACAGUCAGGACAAGGAUCUGCUCAUGGCUCUUCAGAAUCCGAGGACAUCAGCCCCCGCUCCGGCACGCCAGUGCCAUCGGGGUUGGCUUCCCCGUCCCCAUCUCCAGGGACCAGCGGCCGAAACAGCCAGCAACACCCAGCAUCACAGCAGUCACUGCCAUCUUCCUUGCUGGACACCAGCAGCCCCAGCAGAUCAAGGUCAACAUACAGCAGCUCCCCAGACCCUGAGGACAGGGUCCAUUCCAGACGUGCUGGGCCUGAGCGCAGGCGAAACAGCUCUGGCCCACAAGGUCAGGACCCAAAUCAACCCGUCCGAUCGAGGAGUCGCUGUGACAGGAGCAGCAGGACAGGGCCAACCCGCCUGCAGCGCCGGGCCUCGGAUCAACCUGUGCAGUCCAGGAGUCGCCAGGACAGCAGCAGGAGGACAGCAGCGAGUGCUGAGUGUCCAAGGCGCAGGGGGACACCGUCGGGGAUGUGGGCGUCCUUGUCGGCGAGGGGCCAGAGACGUCGGGCCUCCACUGGCACCUCCAACAGCAGCACGUAG